GUCCUUCCCCACUGCGACGACAUCGCGUUUGAACGAGGAAUAACGAGAUGCCUGCUCGACAGAGCGAGACGCUCCGGAUAAUCGAAGGAGAGCUCGUUUCUGGUGCAUCGAGGAUGACAUUAUUGUUACUUUAACGUGGACGCGAUGGUCGACGGUGGUGAGAGCGUAGCCGUUUGCACGAGUGGAACAAGAGGCGACGAAAGCUCCAGGGUCGCUGCAAACCAAGGCAUUCCCUGUACCCCAGCUGGCGGGAAAAACCUCGAGCCACGCGGCGUUGCAGCCACCACCAAGAGGCCCGCGGAUCCGUCGGCCGCGGUCUUGCUGAAGGCGCUGCGUCGAGGAGAAGGGGGCAACAAGAGCGCCAGCGCUGGCUUCUCCAAGUCGCGCUACGUCCAGGGUGUCAGGCAACUGUCCAGGUGGCGGCUACUCAUCGGGCAGAAACGCGACGCCAGCAUCAAGCUCGACCAGCAGCUCGACAUCGAGCGAAGGGCCUUCCUCGAGAUCAAGUUCGAGCUCAUGCACCGGCUGCUCGCCGCACUGAGACGAAUGAUGGAGCCGAAGGAGCCGAAGCGUCGUCCCCUGGUGCGCCGAUCGGUACCCACUGGCGUCAGGCGAAAAACAAAGCGUGGCAGGAAGAAAGCUGGGACACCGGGGGUCAAGAAGGACGUCGAGUCGGUGAGCGCGCGAGAGGCGCAUCUCAAGUUUUUCGAGAAAGUUUGCAGAGCCAAGAAGGUCGAAGACAGCGGCGACGAGAAUGAGGAGGAGGACCAGCUGGGUGCAGCUCACCACGCGAAGAGCAUGUCGAUGCUGGAGGCGGCAGAGGUGGAGCUGCGGCUCACGAGCGAGCUGAGCGAGCGCAGGGACGAGCUCUCCCGGCGCUACGGCCAAACGCGGCUCGAGGUCUACCACUGGGAGGAGACGUGGCGCACGGUACGCGCCUGUCACCGCUUCGUCCUUUGGGUUGCGCCUCCGACCGUGGAUGAACCGGACGACCAAGAGGAUCACCACCGAGUAGAUGAGGAGGAGGAGGAGGAUUCGCCGGUGAGGGACUUGGCGGCGACCAGCGACUACGAGCACAACUCGUCCCUGCAAUCGCUCAUAGUGGCCUUCGAGGAGGAGGCCAACGCGUUGCCCAGCAGCUUGGCAAAGACCCCGAGCGAUCUGGGUCUGGUCGAGCCCGGGGACCUUUUGCGCACCUUCCGCGCCAUCGAGGUGCAGAACCUCAAUGCCCUGGUGCAACUGGAGUCGCUCGGCGGGCCGAUGGCCGAGAUGAUGUCGCGGAUCGACGAGGCCGAGGGGCGCGUCAGGCGCGAGAUCAACGACGUGCUCGAGGAGAUCGGCCGACUCGAGUCGUCCAUAGUGCUCGAGGAGCGCCGUGGCCGAGUUCUGGAGCGCCGGUGCUCGCGGCUGGUCCAGCAGGGCUUCCGGGCGCUCGUCUGCUCGGAGGAUGUGUUGCGCGCGCGCAUCCUCGUCGAGGACGCCUACGAAAGCUGCAUUGGGCCGAACGUCGCCGGGGUCGAGCCGCUGGCCAUGGCCAGGGCCCUCGAGAACACCUACGAGCGCCUGAGCGCCGAACUCGACCUUUUGCCCCAGCAUUUGGUGGUCACUUGCGAGCGGGAAGGCUUCCUCAGGGAGCUCAAGGAGACCCGCGAGGCCGAGGAUGCGGCUAGAAAGUUCGAGCUCAUGCACCGGCUGCUCGCCGCACUGAGACGAAUGAUGGAGCCGAAGGAGCCGAAGCGUCGUCCCCUGGUGCGCCGAUCGGUACCCACUGGCGUCAGGCGAAAAACAAAGCGUGGCAGGAAGAAAGCUGGGACACCGGGGGUCAAGAAGGACGUCGAGUCGGUGAGCGCGCGAGAGGCGCAUCUCAAGUUUUUCGAGAAAGUUUGCAGAGCCAAGAAGGUCGAAGACAGCGGCGACGAGAAUGAGGAGGAGGACCAGCUGGGUGCAGCUCACGUCGAUGCAUAAAAAUUGUGAAUGUCGAUCGAUGGUUCAUUUAAUCUCACUUGUUUAUUGCGUACGUAAAGUGUGGGUGUAUACAGUAUUGCAUUUCAUACACCUAUAUUUACGGAGGUUCUUUUGAGACGUUUUUAAUAAUGCAUCAUCUGCAGUAUGCUCAAUGGAGAUUUUGCCGGUGUUACCUGAAGAGAUCAUCUGAUACGAUGUAUAUGCCCACUCGAUUCCAUUUUAAAAAAUUGAUUCGUUUUUUUAUUUUUUGUUUCCUACGAGCUAAAAUUAUACAAGGUACGUACAAUAACGUUUCUGCGUGAACGGUAUAACUUUAUCGCGAUGAAGUACCGUCGUAACUUGGGGAGUAAAAACUUGUAUCAAAAAGUAUCCAGGGCGAUCUGAAAAACUAUCGAGCAUGAAUUUUUCAACUAUGUGGGAUUCAUAAUUUUUCAAAGAAAUACUUAUGAACAACAAAAAACUCAUAAAAUUUUAUUGUAUUUCAUCUCGGUGUUUUAGAAAAUAGCUCGAGAGCCCCAUUAAAGAAGUUGAACGAUCGCCAAUAGCAUGUUAAAAAAUUAUUCUCUUGAAAGGCCAUCCGAUUAAGAGGCGAUAUUGAAUGAAUAACGUUUGUGCAGGUACAAAACCAUAAAUUUACAUUGAAAUAUAGCUAU
This is a messenger RNA of Copidosoma floridanum, 2618 nucleotides long. RefSeq lists its product as uncharacterized. NCBI's taxonomy places the organism in Eukaryota, Metazoa, Arthropoda, Insecta, Hymenoptera, Encyrtidae. The record is from RefSeq and is a predicted model, not a curated record.